Bipolaris oryzae ATCC 44560 is the source of this 5220-nucleotide messenger RNA. RefSeq lists its product as uncharacterized. Gene Ontology annotation, molecular function: ABC-type peptide transporter activity; ATP binding; ATP hydrolysis activity. The record is from RefSeq and is a predicted model, not a curated record. Gene Ontology annotation, cellular component: fungal-type vacuole membrane; fungal-type vacuole. The transcript is spliced from 3 exons. Bases 1 to 5220 code for a protein of 1739 amino acids. NCBI's taxonomy places the organism in Eukaryota, Fungi, Ascomycota, Dothideomycetes, Pleosporales, Pleosporaceae. Gene Ontology annotation, biological process: transmembrane transport.
AUGUUUGCCCACUGUAAAGGCCCGCUCUGGGGGAUAGACGACUUCUCGGCCUGUUUCGAGCGCGACUAUCUCCAGACAUUAUUCCCGCUCAUUGUUUGCGUCAUAUCGCUCCUCUUCCUGCUGCGCCAGCUCUACUCGGCUGCGACUGCCUCCAAAUACUACCACGCAUACAGCGCCCUCGACGAUGCCACUAAUCCCUGGUCUCUGCGAAGCCCCAACUACAACGGCGAUGAUGAGUACGACGACGAUGCCCACGACGAGCUCGACCGGCAGCAAGACCUCGCCCUCCGCCCCGUCAAGACCAUGUCCACAAUCGCCGCCGACAAGCCCCGCGGACAACUGACCAUUGUCGUCCUAGAAGAAGCCGCAGUUCUCGCACAGCUGGGUCUGCACAUCGCCAUACUCGUGACUCAUGCUUGGGGCACCCACGCGAAGAUUGCCGCCAUUGCCAGUGUCGCUGUCUGGGCUUAUGUUGCUGUUCUAGCCUCGCUCCGUCUGCUCUUUUCCAGCACCAGUCGCUUCUCUUUCCCACCCCUCUGGUACCAUACCGCCUUCAUCUAUGGCUGCCAAUGGGUCUUCAGCAUCUUGCUUUUCCGAUCGGCAAUCAUCCACCCCCGAUCGACUGUGCAUCAGAAGUUGAUGAUUGGCGACUUCACGCUUGUUUCGCUGCUCUUCCUCAUCGCGCUCUGCUCCAGAAAAGGCAACAAAACUGUACAUCUUGAAUACGAAGGAGAUAUUGCCCCAGCGCGGGAACCUAUCGCUAGCGUAUUCUCCCUGGCCACUUUCAGCUGGGUCGACCCCAUUGUUUGGACAGGAUACAAAAAGACAUAUGAGCUCUCAGACGUUUGGAAUCUGCCUUCAAAAGACAAGGCUGCAGCCGUCAUUGCAAAAUACCGCCAGGUCAAGAAGACUUCAAGCUUGGCCUACCACCUCCUGAAGCAUUUCAAGCGCGGUCUGCUUAUCCAAGCAGGGUGGGCUGCCAUCUCUGGUUUCCUCACUUUUGCGCCUACACUACUCUUAAAAGUCAUCCUCGAGUAUGUUGAGCAACCAGAUCAGACCCCGGCGAAUGCCGCAUGGUUCUAUGUUAUCCUACUUUUCGUCUCCGGUUCUCUCUCAGCGCUGGCUGAUGGACAGGCACUUUGGCUCGGCCGUAAGAUCUGCAUUCGGUUACGAGCCGUCAUUAUUGGGGAAAUUUACGCAAAAGCUUUGAAACGCAGGGCGGGAGCUACCACUGACAAGGUGCUGGGUGAAGAGAAGAAGAAGCAACAAGAGGAGGAUAAGGAGGAUGAGCAGCCCAAGGGGUUGAAGCGCAUCUUCAAUUUUGGCAAAAAGAAGAAGAAUAAGUCUCAAACGUCUGACGAUGAAGACGAGGACGAAGCAUAUUCAGGAUCUGACGCUCAGGUCACCACCGGUGCCAUCAUCAACCUUAUGGCUGUAGACGCUUUUAAAGUUAGCGAGAUAUGCGCCUAUCUACACUUCCUAUGGGCAAAUACACCUGUUCAAGUCGUUGUCGCCGUGUUUUUGCUCUACCGCAUUUUGGGCUACAGCUCAAUUGCUGGUAUCGGCAUGAUGAUCUUCCUCCUUCCAGUCAACAUGUAUGUCGCUGGACAGUUUGCCAAGAUCCAAAAGCUCAUUCUCGCCGCUACCGAUGCACGAAUCCACACUACCAACGAGGUUCUAACCAACAUUCGAAUCAUCAAGUUCUUCGCCUGGGAGCAGCGCUUUAUCGGACUGGUCAACGAGAAACGAUACAUUGAGCUGAAGCACCUGCGCCGUCGCUACAUACUCUGGGCUGUGGCCGCUACGAUAUGGUCGGGCUCUCCUGUUUUGAUCACGUUCUUGUCCUUCUUGGUCUAUACCAACAUUGAACACAAGGCCUUGAUUCCAUCAGUCGCCUUCACCGCUCUCUCACUGUUCCAGAUUCUCAGGAUUCCUCUGGAUCAACUUGCAGAUAUGGUUGCACACGUCCAAGAAUCCAAGGUAUCGGUUGACCGUAUUGAGGAGUACCUGAUGGAGCCUGAGACAGACAAGUAUUCGCAGCUCAUUACUCAAAAGAAGGAUGAAAAUGGCCAGCCUUUGAUUGGAUUCGAGAAUGGUACCUUCAGCUGGGGUGGUACAGACAUGACAGACCAAGCUGCUGCAGAUGCAUUUAAGCUUAUCGAUCUCAACGUAAAGUUUCAACCCGGCAAACUCAAUGUUGUCGUCGGUCCAACUGGUUCAGGAAAGACCUCCCUGCUCAUGGGUCUGCUUGGUGAGAUGACAAAGCUAAAGGGCGAAGUCUAUUUGCCUGGAGGAAUCAGCCGAGAAGAUCUUACCCCUGAUCCUGAGACUGGCCUCACAGAAAGUGUAGCUUAUUGUGCUCAGCAAGCCUGGCUAGUCAAUGGCACCGUCAAAGAAAACAUUGUCUUCGCAAGCGCAUGGGACCAGAAGCGCUACGAGGAAGUCAUUGAUAUCUGCUGUUUGAAGCGAGAUCUUGAAAUUCUUGAUGGUGGUGAUGAAACAAUUGUUGGCGAAAAAGGUGUGACCCUCUCUGGAGGCCAGAAGCAGCGCAUCUCACUCGCUCGUGCAAUGUACAGCAAAGCCCGCCAUGUUCUCCUUGACGAUGUCCUAAGCGCAGUUGACGCUCAUACUGCCAAGUGGAUCUUCCACUAUGCCCUCCAUGGCCGACUCAUGGCAAACCGAACCUGUGUCCUUGUCACGCACAACGUCAGUCUCUGCCUGCCCCAUGCCGAAUUCGCAGUAGUACUUGAAAACGGCCGCAUAAUUGCACAAGGCACCGCAGAUGAAGUCAUCAGUUCCGGAAAGCUCACUGAAGAUCUUACUAAAUCACGACCUGCCUCACGUGGCGCAUCGAAACCUCCAUCUCAGGCCCCCUCAGGUGACCAAGAGGCAAACGGCGAGGCUGACAGUGCUAACACCACUCUCAACGGCAAGGCUGACACCAAGAAGGUGCCAGCCAGCAACAGCCAAGAAGAGACUAAAGCCGAGGGCGGCGUGAAACUAAGUAUCAUCAUAAUGUAUCUCCGAGCUAUGGGCCCGUGGUACUACUGGGUUGGUGCCACCAUCGCUUUUGUUGCAGCACAGAUUUCUUCCGUCUCUACAAACCUGUGGAUUCGCACCUGGGCAAACGCAUACGCAGACAAGGGCUAUGCUGUAAAUGGCAACCACCAUCGCUCACCUGUCACCCAUGCUCCAACGCUGAGUGGUGUCGGAACAUGCAUGAACAGUGGUACUUGCAGCUGGAACUUUCCAUUCUUCAGCCAACCGGAGCAGCCCUCGUACUCAUACAACGCCAUGCAGACCACAUUCGGGGCCUCUGACCCAGAGGUUAACUCUCUCUAUUUCCUUGGCGUCUACGCCAUCUUGGGAGUUGUCUUCAUGCUGAUCACGUUCCUGCGUGAGGGCUUCCUUUUCGGUGGUUCACUGGCAGCAUCACGACGAGUGCACGAGCGCCUGAUCCAAAAGGUCACGCAUGCAAAGUUCCGUUUCUUUGAUCAGACCCCCCUCGGUCAACUCAUGAACAGAUUUUCAAAGGACAUCGAGGCUAUCGAUCAAGAAGUGGCGCCGGUGGCUAUCGGCGUCGUUCAUUGCUUCGCUUCCAUCAUUACCAUUGUCGUUCUUAUCUCGGUUAUCACGCCUGGAUUCUUGGUUGCAGCAUUCUUCAUUUCCAUUCUCUACUUCAUGAUCGGCAGGUUCUAUAUCAAUUCCUCGCGCGACCUGAAGCGACUAGAAUCCGUGCACCGAAGCCCCCUUUAUCAGCAGUUCGGCGAGACACUAUCAGGCAUGACAACCAUUCGAGCCUAUGGUGACGAGCGACGCUUCAUUCGCGAAAACCUUAACAAGAUCAAUACUCAGCAUCGUCCUUUCAUCUAUCUGUGGGCCGCUAACAGAUGGCUCGCGUUCCGCGUAGACGUGGUUGGCGCUAUGGUUGCUUUCUUUUCUGGAGCCUUUGUCGUCCUUAGCGUUGGGCGCAUCGAUGCAGGUGCAGCUGGUUUGGCACUUACCUACGCUGUUACGUUUACCGAGAACGUGCUGUGGUUUGUGCGACUUUACUCCGCCAACGAGCAAAACAUGAACUCGGUCGAGCGUGUUAAAGAAUACCUCGAUGUAGACCAAGAAGCUCCUUCAGUCAUCCCAGCCAACCGACCGCCUUCUAACUGGCCAAGCAAGGGGUCUGUAGAGUUCAUCAACUACAGCACGCGAUACCGGAGUGAUUUUGAUCUUGUGUUGAAGAAUUUGACUUUUAAGAUCCAACCCGGAGAGAAGGUUGGUGUUGUCGGCAGGACUGGUGCUGGAAAGAGUUCUAUGGCACUUGCAUUGUUCCGAGCGUUGGAGGCUGAGCAGGGUAAAAUUUUGAUCGACGAUAUCGACAUUGGGUUGAUUGGCCUUCAUGACUUGCGCGAGAACGUCGUCAUGGUACCACAAGACCCAACAUUGUUCACCGGCACGAUUCGAAGCAAUCUCGAUCCUUUCUCAAUUUUUACCGAUGAGGAGAUUUAUACAGCCCUGCGCGAGGUCAAUCUUAUAUCGUCACUUUCACAGCCUACAUCCGGCACUUCAACGCCUAUACAACCCACCCACCCUGGUGCUGUUCAGAUUCCAGUCCCCACAACCGGCGCCGUUACUGCGGAUGUGAAUGGAAGCUACAGUGCUGCCACUACCAACCCUGGUUCCAUCCUGGCGAAUCGCGACUGGGACCGAGGCGAGACUCAGGAUGAUACGGUAGUGAUAAUGCCCAACGGACACGCUGCUGACCAAAAGGACGUAGCAGCACAAGCUGCCAUGGAAGCCGACAACAAGAACCCAUUCAAGAACCUCAACUCUCCCGUCUCAGAGUCCGGCUCCAACCUCUCCCAAGGCCAACGCCAACUCCUCUGCCUUGCCCGAGCACUCCUCAAAGCCCCCAAGGUCCUUCUCAUGGACGAAGCCACAGCCUCCAUUGACUACGCCACCGACGCCAAAAUCCAAGAGACUAUCCGCCAGAUCAAAAACACAACCAUCACAAUCGCGCAUCGUCUUCAGACUAUCAUCGACUACGACAAGGUCCUUGUUCUCGACCGAGGCGAGAUCCUCGAGUACGGCCACCCAUACGAUCUCGUCCGCAAAGACGGCGGCUCCUUCCGCUCCAUGUGCGAAACCAGUGGCGAACUCGCAUCACUGACUAGCACGGCCAAGACGGCAUAUGAAACCAAGUAUCAAACUGCUGCCGAUACUCAGUGA